Molecule: messenger RNA, 1158 nt
Organism: Carassius auratus (goldfish)
Lineage: Eukaryota; Metazoa; Chordata; Actinopteri; Cypriniformes; Cyprinidae
Product: butyrophilin subfamily 1 member A1-like
Exons: 6
Coding region: 1-1158 (385 amino acids)
Biological process (GO): T cell receptor signaling pathway; regulation of cytokine production
Cellular component (GO): external side of plasma membrane
Molecular function (GO): signaling receptor binding
Source: RefSeq, a predicted model, not a curated record
AUGAUGUCGAUUAUUAUCACUUUACUGAUGAAUCUCUUCAUAGAAACCUCUGUGUCAUUGACUGUAUUGGUUCCUGGUGAUCCUGUAGUGGCUCAUGUGGGAUCUACAGUGAUUCUUCCCUGCUGGAUCUCUCCUGCUCAGAACGCUGAAGCUCUGGAGAUCCGCUGGUACCGUCACGAUCAGUUCAACAACCCUGUUCUGCUCUAUAAUCAAGGGAAGAUCCAAUACAUCCAGGAAUGUUUCAGGGACCGAAGCUCUUUGACUCUGCGGUCAGAUCAGUCUGGUGGACUGAAGGAUGGAGACGUCUCUCUACAUCUGGAGAAACUCACAUUUCAGGAUGAAGGUUUAUUUCUCUGUUAUGUGAGUGGAGACAGAGAAUAUGACAGCAAAGAGGUGGCUCUCAGCAUCACAGAAUCAUCAGGUACAUGGAAGGCACAUUUCGUUAGCGUUCUCAUUGUUCUCGUGUGUCUGAUUCUGGGUUUAGUUGGGUUCAUUCUCUACAAAUACAGAGACAAACUAACAGGAAAGAAACCAGGUGAAGAAAGUUGUGAGGAGGAAAAAGCAGUUGAUGUCACUAUUGAUCGUCAGCGUGUAUGUCCAAACCUGACAGUUUCUCAGGACGGUAAAUCUGUGAAGCAUGCUCCAGAUUAUAAACACACUGGAGAGGCAUUUCCUUACAAAUUAUGUGCAUUUGGAGCCCAAAGAUUCUCCUCCGGUCGUCACUAUUGGGAAGUAGAACUGGCAGUUCCACCUAAUCCUUCCAAAAACUACUGGUUAAUUGGUGUGACGAAAGAGGGAAAUGUUAUUUUAAGAGACAGAUAUGCUUUAACUCCAUUAAACGGUUUCUGGUUCUUGUAUUCAAAAGGUCCUAAUGGCUUUCACACAAACACUAAUCCACCAGUUAAACUCCCACUGACUCCGAGACCUGAGCGACUGGGAGUUCUGUUGAAUUAUUAUGAAGGUCAGCUGUCAUUUUACAACGUCAAAGAGAGAAAACAUCUCCUGACCAUUAAAACCAAAUUCCCUGGAUCAGUCCGUCCUCUCUUCAGUCCUGGAGCUGGUGAUCAGAGUGAGAUUAGAAUCCUGGAUUGUACAAAACCUGCAGAACCAGCUGCAGACUCCAGUCAACCUUUACUGAAGAAGAGUGGCGCAGUGUAA